UGCCAGCAGCAUCGACAUGUCUACACAGUUUACCUAAAAACCAAACAACACCGAUGUUACGACGAGAACACUGACACAACACGAAAUCGUUCUGACAAGCGAAAAACAAACAUUUUUACGAAAACAGAUUAAUUACACAAGCGGCAUAAUGCUUUUCUACUCAUUUUUCAAGUCAUUGGUCGGCAAGGAUGUUGUUGUGGAACUGAAAAACGAUUUAAGUAUCUGCGGCGCCCUACAUUCUGUGGAUCAAUAUCUGAACAUUAAACUGACCGACAUCAGUGUAACCGAUCCGGAAAAGUAUCCUCAUAUGCUGUCAGUGAAGAAUUGUUUCAUUCGUGGCUCGGUUGUGCGAUACGUUCAAUUGCCCGGCGAUGAAGUUGAUACACAGUUGCUGCAGGAUGCUGCCAGAAAAGAAGCGGUCACAACGCGAUAAGUCUGUGUAGUGGUGGCGGUAUUGAAGCGAUUAAUUUAAGGAAUUUGAUUUUUGGUGAAGAAUACAUUCUAAUUUUUGGAUCAAA
Bradysia coprophila is the source of this 518-nucleotide messenger RNA. RefSeq names its product U6 snRNA-associated Sm-like protein LSm2. Gene Ontology annotation, biological process: mRNA splicing, via spliceosome. Gene Ontology annotation, cellular component: Lsm1-7-Pat1 complex; U4/U6 x U5 tri-snRNP complex; precatalytic spliceosome. Lineage: Eukaryota; Metazoa; Arthropoda; Insecta; Diptera; Sciaridae. The record is from RefSeq and is a predicted model, not a curated record. Gene Ontology annotation, molecular function: RNA binding.